ACUACGGCAAAUACGUAUCUCCGGUUCAGUCGUCUUCAACCGGCCACCCAGCUCUGCCGUUGUGUCGUCCCACAUGACGAGCUUGUUCUGUGGCUCACUCGCUCCGUGUUCUCUUGCGGGCGCAAUUACAAGGUGAUUUUCUUCGUCUCACUGAGUCAUGAAGUGCCGGAGCGUAGCGUGCAUAUGGACCGGAACGCCUCUGUCGCACAGAGUUACCGCCACUGCCGUGUUGAGCCACCCUCCGACUCUCUACACCGGCGGAUCUGAUGGCUCAAUUAUCUGGUGGAACUUAUCCUUCAGCGAUUCCAGCUCGGAAAUUGAACCGGUUGCUGUAUUGUGUGGCCAUGCUGCGACAAUAGUCGAUCUUGGCAUUUGUUAUCCUCUUAUCUCGGGGACGAGUGAGACAGAAAUUUCAAGUAAUGCCGAGGUGAACUCAACUUCAGAAACUUGUGGUGCAUUAGUAAGUGCGUGUUCUGAUGGUGUGCUGUGCAUUUGGAGCAGGAGAAGUGGACAUUGCAGGCACAGAAGAAAACUACCUGCUUGGGUUGGGAGUCCAUCCAUGGUGCGUACGAUUCCGUCAAAACCAAGAUAUGUAUGCAUUGGAUGCUAUUUUAUUGAUAAUGCUCAUUCGUCUGAUCACCACUCGGUUGAUCACACUGAAAGGAGUGAGGCUUCAGCCAAUAAAGAGUAUCGCCAUAGAAACCAUUCCAAAUGCUCUUUCGUUAUCUUUGAUACGUAUACACUUUCCAUUGUUCAAACUGUGGUGCAUGGAAAUUUGUCUAUUGGCUCAUUGAGGUAUAUGGCCAUCGUCUCACCAUUAACAGGUGAGGGGAAUCAUUCAGCAGUUUUAGUUGAUUCAUUUGGUCGGCUGCAGAUGGUUUCAACAUCUAACUACCAAGAUAAAGUGGAUGAGGCUAGCUUGCACAAUAGUUCGCAAGUGGAUAUUUCUAUUUGGGAUGAGGUAUUAAGUGAGAGAGGUCUGGUUUUGUCAGUUGCAACCAAACGCAAUAUUAUUGCCUUUUUGUUGCCUGAUCGUUGUGUGUUUAAGCUUUUAAUCAACGGUCUCAUGGUUGGAGAGCUUUUUUUUACGGACAUUCUUUUUGGUGUUAAUGAGGUCACCUCGCAAACUCAUGCUGCUGGAGCAAUGUUUCUUGAGGGUGGUGAUGAAUUGAAUAACAUGGAUAGCCAGACAUGCCCUGAAACAUUUGUUGAGAAAUUUGCUGUGUGGAAUUCUGGAGGUCAUGCAAUCGUAUAUAUGAUAUCAUUUGCAAAUAACACAUUUGAAUACAAACUUCUUUAUGAAAUUCCUGCAUCUUUUAAUUCCUCAGAUGUGAGACUAUCAAUAUCUUUCAUUCAGCUAAAUAAACAUGUCAUCCGCAUCGAGUCACUUAGCUCUCAAAUUGAAGAGCCUUAUCAUUGGACUUCUAGUAUUACGAUCUGGUCACUACAAGAGAAACAUCAUGUUCAUGGAAAUUCGUACCUGAAAUGCAAAAUGGUUGGUGAAUCUAGUUCAUUGGCAGAGUGGAUUUCAGAUUCCACUUGCUACAGUGAAUUCGUAGGGCAAUAUGGUGUAGGAUCUGAGUUGAAUUCUCAGCGCUUGUCUGAUUCUAGUUCCGGAAGUGUAAAUGAUUUAUAUUUAGGUGGUGGUAACAAUUUUGUGCAGAAGGGACAAAUAAUAUCUUCUUCUAUGGUUAUUUCUGACAGUUUAUCUACUCCUUAUGCAGUUGUUUAUGGCUACUUUAGUGGCGAUAUACAAAUUUUAAAGCUUGAUUUGUUCCAAGAUCUCCCUUCUCAUAGUGGAAGUCCACACUGUGAAGUGAAUCAUCAUGUACCACAACUAUAUCUUUCCGGACACAUGGGACCUGUACUUUGUUUGGCAGUUCAUCGAAUAAUGGGCAAAGGUAACGAACAAGUUCUUUUAUCUGGAAGUAUGGAUUGCACCAUUCGGAUAUGGGAUCUUGAAUCUGGGAAUCUUAUCAUGGUAAUGCACCACCAUGUGGCUCCUGUGAGGCAGAUAAUUCUUCCUCCUGCUCAUACUGACCAUCCUUGGAGUAGUUGUUUUCUUUCAGUUGGGGAGGAUUCUUGUGUUGCACUUGCUUCCUUAGAGACUUUAAAGGUGGAGAGAAUGUUUCCUGGACAUCGCAACUAUCCUGAAAAAGUUGUGUGGGAUGGUGUAAGAGGGUAUAUUGCAUGCAUGUGCAGUAACCAUUCCAGUACAUCUGAUACUGUGGAUAUAUUGUAUAUUUGGGAUAUCAAGACAGGUGCUCGUGAGCGGAUUAUUCCUGGGGAAGCUUCUCACUCAGUGUUUGAUUAUUUUUGUAAAGGAGUUGGCAAGAGUUUGUCUGGCUCUGUUCUGAAUGGAAAUACCUCUGCUUCAUCUCUAUUCUAUACAAUAGUCGAAGAUGGGAGUCUUAAUGAUUCUGUUUCAAGCUAUGGUCAGUCCACCGAUACAUUAGAGGCAAUGGCACAUCUGACGAACAAGGUAGAGUCGGGCAUGUCCAAUGGACAUGCUAGAAUACAGAACUCUGCUAAAUCAUUUCUAAACUCUCUCUAUAAUUCUGAGAGUGAACAGCAUCCUAUUAAGUGCUCAUGUCCAUUCCCUGGGAUUGCUACAAUAAGCUUUGAUCUUAAAGCAUUAAUGUCUUUCAAUCAGAAGGCCAUGUCAAUGGUAAAUAGAAAUAAUAUCGAAGAUACUGCAGUUCCGAAGGAUCAGCAAGCUAGGAUGUCAAGUCCCAACGCCAAGGAUAAUAAAAUGGAUGAUCCUUUGGCCCAUGAAAUUUCAACUGAAUAUAGUGAAGAGCUUAACUGGAUUAGUUCAUAUGAAGAAUGUUUAAUUCGGUUCAGCUUGUCCUUUUUGCAUGUAUGGGGUGUUGACAGUGAUCUUGACAAUUUACUAGUAACUGACAUGAAGUUGAAAAAACCAGAGAGCUUUAUUGUAGGUUCUGGUUUGCAGGGGGAUAAAGGUUCAUUAACAGUGACAUUUCGUGGUUUGAAAGCUGUUCUUGAGCUUUGGAAGUCAUCCGCUGAAUUUUGUGCCAUGAGGUCACUCAUGAUUCUGUCUCUUGCUCAACACAUGAUUAGCUUGUUUCACUCAGGUUCAUCUGCCAGCAGUGCGCUGGCAGCUUUCUAUAUGAGGAAUUUUGUGGACAAGGUUCCAGAUAUAAAGCCACCUUUACUUCAGCUUUUAGUGAGCUUCUGGCAAGAUGAAAGUGAACAUGUCCGUAUGGCUGCUCGCUCUUUGUUCCAUUGUGCAGCUUCACGUGCAAUUCCACUACCACUAAGAGGUAGAAGGUCAACCGAACAUGGAGGUCUGAGUGAAAUUGGAGAUAGUGACAAUGAACUCGAUUGUUUGAACGUGAAUGAGAAGUCUGAUAAUGUAAUAUCUUCUGCCUGCAUUCCUAAAAGUGAAGAGGUCUCUCAGGUUGAGGAAUUCAGUGUACGCAACUGGUUAGAAACUUAUGAAAUACAAGAUUGGAUUUCUUGCGUUGGGGGAAAGAGCCAAGAUGCACUGACUUCUCAUCUAAUAGUUGCAGCAGCACUAUCCAUUUGGUACCGCAGUCUUGUGAAGAAAAUCCUACCAAUGCUGGUUGUUCAUUCCUUAGUAAAGUUGGUAAAGUCCAUGAAUGAUAAAUAUAGUUCCACUGCUGCAGAGCUCCUUGCUGAAGGUAUGGAUAACACAUGGAAAGCUUGUCUGGGUAAUGAAAUUCCUCAUCUCAUCGAAGAUGUAUUACUCCAGCUGGAAUAUGUAAGUGGUCCAUCUGCAAAUCAGUUGGUUCAAAAUUCAGCUCUUCCUGUGAGCAUACGGGAGACUUUGGUUGAAGUUCUUCUCCCAAAUCUGGCAAUGGCUGAUAUACCUGGAUUCUUGACAAUAAUAGAAAGCCAGAUUUGGUCUACUGCAUCUGAUUCACCUGUUCAUCUGGUGUCACUUAAGACACUGAUCAGGGUUGUGCGUGGUUGUCCUAGAAACCUGGCACCAUAUCUUGACAAGGCUGUUAACUUCAUUUUGCAAAUCAUGGAUCCCAGCAACUCAGUCUUGCGUAAAAUUUGUUAUCAGAGCUCAAUGGCUGCUCUAAAGGAAGUGGUGCAUGUCUUUCCUAUGGUAUCAUUAAAUGAUUCAUGGACCAGAUUGGCAGUUGGUGAUGUUAUUGGAGAGAUCAACAGUGCUAGCAUUCGUGUGUAUGAUCUACAGAGUGUGACAAAGAUUAAGGUUUUGGAUGCGAGUGGACCUCCUGGACUUCCAAGUUUGCUUGCUGCAGGUUCAGAAAAGGCAGUAAGGACCUCAAUAUCAGCUUUGAGCUUUUCCCCUGAUGGAGAGGGUGUGGUUGCCUUUUCUGAACAUGGCUUAAUGAUCCGAUGGUGGUCAUUGGGAUCUGUAUGGUGGGAGAAACUAAGCCGCAACUUUGUUCCUGUUCAAUGCACCAAAGUGAUAUUUGUUUCUCCAUGGGAGGGAUUCUCGCCCAAUUCUUCGAGGUUAAGUAUAAUGGCAAGUGCAACAGACUCAUCUGAUAGGCAAGCAGAUGUGCAGGACUACGUAAGGGAUUUGAGUCAUGCAGACAUUUUGAAGAUUUUGAUUCAUAGUCUCGAUCUUUCUUAUCGGCUAGAAUGGACUGGCGAACGGAAACUUCAACUCACACGGCAUGGAAAUGAGUUGGGAUCUUUUCAAAUAUAAGCGUACUUUUGUGCAAACCAGUUGGCAAGGCCCUCAAGGAAACAUCCUUGAACAUUCAGACUAGGAAGUCUCUUAAAAGUUAAAAACCAUCAUGAAUUUCCUAGUUUCCAUCCUCUUGCUUGCUUACCACUAGUUCAAGGCUUUCGGGCUGUGGUUCUGUAUUUCCUGAUUAAGUCGGCCCACGCGCAACAUGAAGAAUUUAAAAGGCGUCUGUCUUCUUGUGGCCUUCCCAGGAUAUAUCUUCAAUUGUUGCUUCUUUGAGGGAGAAAUGAAAGAAAAGAAUCUGAUAUGCAUUUUUCUGGUAUGAUCAUGUUAUCAAUUCAUCACUCUUAAAGAUUUUCGAUUUUUUCUCCUCAUGUAUUCCCAGUCUUCUCAAGAUCGACUUUCUUCGAGUCUCCACGGGUAGUAAUUGCUAUUUUUGCAUAGCUUUGGUUACAAUAUUGUAUUUAAUUUAUAUGUUUUAGCAGCUUGUUUAUAAAAGUUGCAUGUAAUGUUGUCUUGUUUUUGUCUGUGAAACCCAAACCUUAUUAUUUUAGAGAGGAAGUUACCAUAGAGCUGUGUUGGGUAAUCCAUUCAAUAUGGAACUGAUGUUGCUGCUUUAUUUUUCCUUUCUACUUUUUCUCCAUUGGCUUA
This is a messenger RNA of Cucurbita moschata (crookneck pumpkin), 5302 nucleotides long. RefSeq lists its product as uncharacterized. Gene Ontology annotation, cellular component: cytoplasm. The transcript is spliced from 9 exons. The coding region runs from base 158 to 4669 and encodes 1503 amino acids. The record is from RefSeq and is a predicted model, not a curated record. Lineage: Eukaryota; Viridiplantae; Streptophyta; Magnoliopsida; Cucurbitales; Cucurbitaceae. Gene Ontology annotation, molecular function: protein binding.